This is a messenger RNA of Pseudozyma flocculosa PF-1, 1230 nucleotides long. RefSeq lists its product as uncharacterized. Gene Ontology annotation, biological process: tetrahydrobiopterin biosynthetic process; tetrahydrofolate biosynthetic process. The record is from RefSeq and is a predicted model, not a curated record. NCBI's taxonomy places the organism in Eukaryota, Fungi, Basidiomycota, Ustilaginomycetes, Ustilaginales, Ustilaginaceae. Gene Ontology annotation, molecular function: GTP cyclohydrolase I activity; zinc ion binding; GTP binding. The transcript is spliced from 4 exons. The coding region runs from base 1 to 1230 and encodes 409 amino acids. Gene Ontology annotation, cellular component: cytoplasm.
AUGUCGCCUUCCACACCACCGCCUGCCACAAGCAACGGCCUCGACCAGGCCCAGGACCAGCACCACUCGACCGCAUCGUCGGCCGCAUCACCGCCGCCGCAGCAACAACAGCCCGACGGCGGCUCGGCCUUCUUUGACCAGUUCUUCGCAUCCGCCCUCGCACGCGCAAAUAUGUCGUCCAACGACCUAAAGGGCCUCGCAGGCUCCAUCUCGGCCGCCGCUCACCCCAUCCCCAACCUCCAGCCGCCGCACAGCACAGACGACCCCAACCUCGCCCAAGACGGUCACGGGCUAGACUGCGGCCGCGACCCCGGCCCCGUCGCGGCGGAAUCCUCGACCGACUCUGACCCGGCACCCACUUCCACCACCACCACUACCAACACCACCACCACUACCAACACCACCACUGACAGCAGUCAACCCCGCAGCCGCACCGCCUCCCAGAUGAUGUCGUCGCUCAACCUCGGCAGCGCCAGCCCCGGGCUGCCCUCGAGCUCCUCGUCCUACACGCGGGGCGGCGGCCUGGGGACGCCCACCGGCGAAAAGACCUACAUGGGCGCGUCGUGGCAGGCCAGCGGCACCCAGACGCCCGUCAUGGACAAGGACGGACUCGGCUGGCCGGCCAAGGCCACCCUCGACCGGCUCAACUACACGCCUGCCCAGGCGGCCGCCAACGAGAAGCGGCUGUCCGAGGCGGUGCGCACGGUGCUCGAGUGCCUCGGCGAGGACCCGGAGCGCAACGGCAUCAAGCAGACGCCCGAGAGGUACGCAAAGGCGCUCCUCUGGAUGACGCGUGGCUACGAGGUGCGCCUGAGCGACGUCAUCGCCAACGCGAUCUUUGACGAGGAGCACGACGAGAUGGUGAUUGUGCGCGAUAUCGACAUCUUCAGCCUCUGCGAGCACCACAUGGUGCCCUUCACCGGCAAGAUCCACAUUGGGUACAUUCCCAACCGGCUGGUGAUUGGGCUGUCGAAGCUGGCGCGGAUCGCCGAGACGUUUGCGCGGCGGCUGCAGGUGCAGGAGCGCCUGACCAAGCAGGUGGCGCUGGCGCUCGACGAGGCGCUGCGGCCGCAGGGCGUGGCCGUCGUCGUCGAGUGCGAGCACCUGUGCAUGGCCAUGCGCGGCGUCCAGAAGCCCGGCGCGUCGACCGUGACGAGCUGCAUGCUCGGCGUAUUCCGCGACCGCCAAAAGACCAGGGAGGAGUUCCUCAGCCUCAUUCGCAAGCGAUGA